Molecule: messenger RNA, 7977 nt
Organism: Spirodela intermedia
Lineage: Eukaryota; Viridiplantae; Streptophyta; Magnoliopsida; Alismatales; Araceae
Source: the annotation of a GenBank genome assembly
AUGCCACUUCUUGGAAUCAAGAAGAUGCUUGAUCAUUUUCUUGAAUUUUUAUUUGCCACCAUUUAAUGGAGAUGGAAGAAAUGAAUUCAUUGUUAGAGAUCGGGCACACUUCUGUACAAUGGUGGGUAAUAGUUAGAAUGGAUCCAUCUGAGGGUUAGUAAUCCUAGUAAGUAAACUUGGCCUAAAAAUAAAAUAAAAUUUAAGCUUCAUGAAUGAAGAAAGUUGUUGGCCCUUAUUAAAUGUGACUUACUCAAGAGAAGUAAGAGGUUAGGAGUGUCAAGUGAGGGUUAAGUCAAAGGUAAUUGAGUAAAUGGCUAGGAGGGAAGAAGGGGGAUUAUUAAGGCAUAAGAUGAGAGGAGGAAGGAAGAAUGAUUGUUUUGUUGUGGACAGUGGCUUUAGAUAUAUAUAUAUAUAACUCACUCUAAUAGUUUACACACUAAGUCUUCAGCUAUAGGGUUUGUCAUAUAAAAUGUAGCUAGUAUAUUCUCACCUUCUUUAUGAUAGUUAUCUUCUCUUUUCUAUCUAGUUGUGCUCUAGGAUCUUAUCAAUUGGUAUUAGAGUCGAUUCAAUGUCAUGAAAACUCAAUGAUAGGAGGAUAGAGAUAUUGGAGAAGGAAGUAGAGGAGAUUAGAAAGUAGAUGUUGUGACAAUUAGAGAUGGAGAUUCAUCCAUAGAGGCUGGUAGAAAUAUAAAAAAAUAUAGAAGUUUUGACAUAAAGCAUUGCACAUAUCAUGCAUGCAAUAGAUGAGUUACAACAUUCAAAUAAAUCAACAUGAUAAUUGUAAGCUAAAAGGAAGAAUGAAUAGGUGAAAAAAGAAGCGAGCAUGAUAAUGAAAAGGUACUAAUAGGAAGUGGGCCUCAACUAUAAAAAAGAAAUCAUAGAGUGAUGUAGUCCGAGACACAAGUUGAAGUCUUAACUUUGAAUUUGGGCCCACUUAUCUUAAAUUUGGGUCAGAAAGUAAAAAGUAUUAAAAAGGGAGCUCACAUAUGUCACUAGUGGUUUGGAGGUCCAAAAAAUAAUGUCACUAGUAAGAAGAUACUUUAUGUCUCUUUCCUUCUAGAAGAGACUUUAAUGUGAUUUAAUUUGUACCUAAGAUUUAUUCAGGAUCUCUAAUUGUUAGAGUAUGUAUCUAAGAUCUGCUCAAGAUCCUUGACUAUGAGAGUCUGUACUUAAGAUCUGUUCAGUACAUUUACUUAUCAUAGUCUAUUUUAGGUCAUUUCAGAGUUAGUAAGAGUAUUUUCAAAAGAUCUAUCUAAAAUAUUAGUCUGUUAAAGUGUCUUUUUAAGUCAUUUCAGAGUUAGUCAAACUUUGUCGCUAGGAUAUGUCAUGAUUUUCUUUUUAGGAGCGUUCUAGCUCUUUUUUAGGCCUAUAUAAAGACACUUGUUGUAACUUGAGGUCUUCACUUUUUAAUUAAAUCAGUUUUCUUUACUAUAAGAAUCUUUUCCUCUUGCUUAUGGAUUCAAGGGUUAAAGACUUUAAAUAUGUGGAUUUAGAGGUUUGUUUUUUCUUCAAGAUUAAAGCUUUGUGUAUUCAAGCCUAGAUCUUGUUUAUCUUCUGCAUUAUUGUUGUGUCAAUUGGUAUCAAAGCAAGUCAAUAUUCUAAUCAAGGUCCAAAGAUGUCACGAGGUAAAUCUACUCAUAUUGGUGAUGAUAAUUCACCUAAAGUUUUCUGUCUCAAAAUCAAAUUUUAUAGUAUUUCAACAUUGAAUAGAUUAAAAAUUUGAUGAUACUAGUGAAACCUUGAAAUAACUUUUGGCAAGAAUAAAUAAAUUAGAAAGUCAUUUAUGUCUUUCUCUAGAUCAUGAAAUCAGAUGUCCUAAAAAAGUCAUUUAUGUCGGAUCUUCAUCAAAUACUCAUUGUACUUCUAAUUUUACAAGUUAUAAAUUAAGAUUUGAUGAAGAUAAUUUUCAAGAUUUUUGUACAACGAUUAACUUAUCAUGUUUUAAUGGCCAUUUGAAGAUUGAAGAGUUAUUAGAUUGGUUAGUUGAACUAAUUAUUUUUUUUGAGGAUAUGAAAAUUUCUAAUGAAAAAUAAAUAAAGUUAUUUGUUUAUAAACUAAAGGGUGGAGUCUCUACUUGGUAGGAUCAAUUAUAAACCACAUGUAUGAAGUUAGGCAAAGAACUUGUACAAUCAUAAAAUAAAAUGAAGAAACCAUUGAAAUUUUAUUUUCUUCUCUCAAAUUAUAAACAAGUGUUAUAUCAAUGGUAUCAAAACUAUGAUGUGACUUAUCAUUGCAUAGUAAAUCACGUAAACUUAAAAUUUAUAACACUAGAAAAUAUCAAAUUUUAGAUAUUUAAAAGUAUUUCUAAAAAGCUAAAUCAAUUAUAAUUCAAUGAAAGUCUCCAAAAAUAGUGGUAAUUUUCCAAGUCGAUCACAAGGAUAUAAAAUAAUAUCUAAAAAUAUUUAGAAUUUUUCACAAAUAAUAUAAUUUUUUAUAAAUUUUAGACUAAGAAAUGAAAAUAAAAUAUAUUUAAAAUUCACAAAAGAGGAAAAAAAAGGGGUGCGGAUGUCAAGAUGAUGUCAGCACCCGACGAAAGUAAAUCGAGUAAAAACAGAGUUCCACCCGACAAUUCUUACGUAAGUGAUUAUAAAUAAUUUAAUUGAUUAAAUUAAGAUUUUUAAAAACAAAAGAAUCGUGAUUGAAUGAAAAAUAAUUUGAUAAAUUUAAAUCAUACAAAUCAUCACUAAAUGAAGUGAAAAUUAAGUUGAAAGCUGGAAAGAUAGUAUUUCGGCCUCGUGACAGCAAUCGUUAGAAUUUUAUGUGUUCAAGAGGGUCAUUGAACGAUGUCCACGGUAUCAAAGGCUUUCCUUGGACAUAGACGACAUGGGUAUUUGUUGAAUGUCUUUUUGAAGUCUAGAAAAUGAUGAUAGAAGUUAAACUAAUUAAAAAAAAUACUAAAAUAAAAUUCCAGAAUCGCGACGACGAUGCUUUGGCGAUGCAUUGGAAUCCUAAAUCUUAUAGUAUCUAUGGCCUCGAAGGCUCUCCUUAGACAAAGACGACAUGGACAAUCUCUAAAUCUUCUUGUGAAGUCUAGAGAUUAAUGAAAUGAGUCGUCGAAUCAUCUCUGACAGCUGUCACCCAUUAGAACGGAAAGACAACAACUUUGUAGCUCUCUGGUGACUGUCACUUGAUAGAGAGGAGCUGGAUAGAGGUGAGGUGCUUCAUCCUUAGGUCCACACAACAAGUGGAGGCUCUUUAUUGCAUCUAAUACGCUUUCAGGAGGUUGUGGCUCAUCUCUCGAUAGAUUGUCUUCUUCCCGAGAUAGCUUGUUCGUCGAUCAAUCAGACAUGAUUUAGUCGAUGAAUUCAUGAUCUUUUUAUCGUAAAUUGUUCAAUAAUUUUAGUAACAAGACUCUGUGAAUCGCAUUGACGAGAUUUUCGCCAACGAUCGAGCAAUUCUUGUAACUUAAUCUUUCACCGGCGAUAUGCAGGAAAGUCAUGAUUUAAUCAAAUAAAAAUAUGAGUUUUGACUCUAAUAGGAUUUGAACCUACACCAGUCACCAACUUGCAUGAGAGGGAGGGAAAUAAGUACGCAAAUACCCUUAUAAAAUGACGUCAUCAUGCCACCUCCUAAAAUAAGAGGUAUUUUAGGUAUUAAAAUCUUCAAAAUCAUUCAAGAGAAGGUGUGACCGUCGAUUUAGUCUCACAUCAAUUAUAUGCCGAUUGUUGAGAUGCAUAUAUGAUAACGUGAGAUUUGGGAAUCAAUGAUUCCCUUUCUUAUGUGUGUACGAUCACUCCUUAUCUCCCAACUGACUAGCCAUUAGUGACGUGGAAGGAGAGUGGUGCACACUUGUCCCCAUCGGUUUAUAGCCACUCGAACCCCUACUCGCAGUUCCACCCUGACUAUGCUUCCGACCUGCUUGCGAGCUCGAUUGGCUAACGGGUCCCCCCUUUUUCUAUUAUUUAUUUAUUUAUCUCAAAAAUAACAUUAUAAAAAUCAUAUAAAUUCGUAUAAGAUCACAUAAUUAGUCAAAAAUCACAUUAACUAACUAAAAAUUACUUUUCACAAAUUAACAUAAAUAUAAGUCUAUUUAUUAUGAGUUAAGACUAAAUUUAUAUUAUUUAUUAAUUAUUAAUUCAUGAUAAUGAAGACUUAUCAAACUACAUAUGAGGAAAUAGAUUAAUUUAUAAAUUAUGUUGAAGAAUGUUAUUAUUUAUCAAGUUAGAAUUCAACUCUUCAACUAGAUAGAAGAAGACCUAAUAUUGUUUCUUUUACAUCACAUUAUUGGCAAUUGAAUUAAAGUUCUAUGAGAUCAUGUUGAACAAAUCCUUCUACCCAAGUCUUUAGUAACAAAAAUUCUUAUACUCUUAAUAUUGUUCCUAAAUGCUACAAGUGUGGAGAAAAUAGAUAGAAAUUAAAUAUAUGUUCUAAACAUGGCACGAGAAACCUUGCAGAUUCUGUUGAAGAAGAAAUAGAAUAUAAAAAAUCAUAAAUUGAAGAUGAGAUAGAAGAAAAUUUUAUUGAAUUAGAUUCACAACACCAUAACACCUUCAGAAUAAGGUGCACUGUGAAUUCUAAGGUAUGUGAUAUAAUUAUUGAUAGUGACAAUAAUGACUCAACCUAAUUAUCUUGAUUUUUUAUCACGUAAUAUCAGAAAAACUCUCACAAGCUAUUAAUCCACUUCAUCUGAAUGUGAAAUGUACAACAUCAUAUUGAUCUUAUACUAGAAUUAAGCUUGCAUAACCUUUCACAUUAUAUGAUGACUCUAGAAGAAAAUCAAAUUCUCCCAAAACAAAUUGAAGAGUUAUUGAGUAAAUGAUUAAUAUGAGAAAAGUAUCAGUUCAUGCUCUGUGUCUACUCUACUUGUUUUAAAUAAAGAUAAAAGUUGGUGAUGUGUGUCAAUAGUAAAACUAUCAAUAAGAUAAUAGUUAGGUAUAGAUUUCAAAUUUCACGCCUAGAUGACAUGUUGGAUAUGUUUUGUGGUUUUAAAAUUUUCUCAAAAGUUAAUUUAAAGAGUAGAUAUCAUCAAAUCUGAAUUUAACUAGGAGAUGGGUGAAAAACUAUAUUUAAAACUAAGGUGGGUCUUUAUGAAUGGUUGGCCAUGCCUCUUGACUUAUCCAAUGUCCUCAGUACCUUUAUGAGAGUGAUGAAUCAGGUUCUAAAAUCUUUUAUUAGUAAAUUUAUUAUUAUUUAUUUUUCUGACAUUCUUAUUUAUAGUACUACAAAAGAAGAACACAUUAAACAUCUCAAAUCAAUAUUUAAAGUGUUACAACAAAAUAAAUUAUACAUUAACUUGAAAAAAUAUGACUUUAUGACUACUAAUUUGUUAUUCUUAGGAUAUGUUAUAAGUGCAAAUGUGAUCAAAGUAGAUGAAGAAAAGGUCAGAGUUAUCAAUGAUUAAUUAACAACAAUCACAAUUCAUCAAGUUCAAAACUUUCAUGAGUUGAUAUCAUUUUCUAGAAGAUUCAUUCAAAAUUUUAGCUUAAUAAUGUUCUUAGUUGUUAAAUGUAUGAAAAAAAUAGUUUUAAAUAGAUUGAUGAACCUAGUAAAAGUUUUACGAUGAUAAAAGAGAAAUUAUGUUCUACUCUUGUUUUAGCCCUAUCAAAUUUCGAUAAAGUUUUUGAAGUGGAAUGUGAUACAUCCAUAGUUGUCAUUAGAGGUGUAUUGUGACAAGAGGGUCGGCCAAUAGUAUUUUUCAGUGAAAAAAUUUCUAGGACAAAAAAAAAAAUUGACAACAUAGAAACUAGAAUUUUAUGUUGUGGUCCGUAUUUUACAAACAUGGAAACGUUGUUUGAUUCAAUGAGAGUUUAUUUUAUAUACUGAUGAUCAGGCUCUUAAAUCAAUCAAUAGUCAGACUUCUAUCAAGAAUAUAUGCUAGAUGAUCUCUUUCAUUCAACGUUUUACUUUCAUUAUUAAAUACAAGUUAAGGAAACUAAAUUGAGUUACAAAUACUCUUAGUAGAAAAAUAACAUGUUCAGUAAACCUGCAUGUUGAGAUCAUAGAAUUUGAUGAUCUCAAAUAAUUAUAUUCUUACGAUGAUGAUUUUUCUCAAUAAUAUAUGAUUUGUAUGUUAGGAAUAUCAACUAAAUAUUUUCACCUAUAACAUGGUUACUUCUUUUGAAAAACAUAAUUAUGCAUUCCUUUCAACUCUGUAAGGAAGAAAUUACUAUGAAAUUUACAAUCUUUAGGUUUAGCAAAACACCUUGGUGGAGACAAGAUCUUACAAUUAAUUGAAAAAUAGUAUCGUUGGCCCAAACUAAAGAAAGGUGUAGAAAAUUUUAUUCAUAAAUAUCAUAUUUGUCAAACCUACAAGGGACAAAGUUAAAUACUCGAUUAUUCACUUUAUUGUCGAUUCCACAAUAUUCAUGCACUAAUAUUUCUAUAGACAUUGUAUUAAGUCUACCGUAAACAUAGAGAGUAGUUGACUUAGUUUUUUUAGUGGUUGAUAGAUUAUCAAAAAUAACAUAUUUCAUUACAUGUAAAAAGACAAAUGAUGCAAGUCAAAUAAUAAAUUAUUUUUAAAAUUAUAUAUAUCAAAGAUUCUAAAUUAUUUUUAAAUUCGUCUACAUAGAAUUCUUGAGUCAAUUAUCUAUAACAAAGAUUCUAAGUUAUAUCUCACUUCUAGUGAAUUCUUUGAAAAAGGUUUGACACAUUUUUAAAAGUCAAUAGUACUAGUCACCCAUAAAUUGACAACCAAAUUAGAGUUAUGACUAUAACUCUUGACAAUUUGAUUCAUUUUAUUUCAAGAAAAAAGUCAAAAUAAUGAGAUUAUCUUUUUGCUCAAGUAGAGUUUGCUUAUAAUUUGAUGAUUAAUCAUUUAACUAACCAAUCUGUAUUUUCAGUAGUAUAUUAUUUUUCUCCAAGAAUUCUAUUUGAUUUGUUACAAGUACAAAGAUCAGUUGAAACUAAUAUUACUACAAAUAAUAUGGUAGAUCAUAUCAAAACAUUUCAUGAAGGUGUGAUCACAAUCUCACAAUAAAUUGAAAAAGAAAGAAAAUAUUUAAAGUUAGAGACAAAGUGAUGAUGUACCUUUGCAAAGAACAUUUUCAACAAGUAGUUACAACAAGUUGAGGCCGAAGAAAUAUGAACUAUAUCAAAUUUUACGAAAGAUUGAUGACAAUACAUACCUCAUUGAGCUCCCACCUAACAUGACUAUUUCAUCCACAUUCAAUAUCAGUGACAUAUAUGUGUAUUAUGAUAAUUCAAAUGAAGACUCGAGGGUGAGUUUUCUUGAAAAAGAGAGACUAAUAUAGCCCAAGACACAAUUUGAAGUCUCAACUUCAAAUUUGGGCCCACUUAGCCUAAAUUUAGGCUAUAAAGUGAAAAGUGUUAAAAAGGGAACCCACAUAUGUCACAAGUGGGCUAAAGGUCUGAAAAUAAUAUUUUUUUACGACUUUAUGUCAUUUAACUUUUAGAAGACACUUUGUCUCUUUCCUUCUAGAAGGGACUUUAAUGUGAUUCAAUUUUUUCCUAAAAUUUAUUCAAAAUCUCUAACUGUCAGAGUCUGUUGACAAAACUCCUCAUCAACUAUAUUAACUUGAUGUGUCUCGCCAUAAAUCUGAUUCAAAUUUUUAUACUUCAUAGUGUCACCUAAGAUCUGCUUAGAAUCUCUACUUGUUAGAAUUUGUACCCAAGAUCUAUUCAAUAUAUUUAUUUGUCAUAGUCUAUUCCAGGUCAUCUCAAAGUUAAAGUAUUUUCAAAAUAUUUGUCCAAGAUCUUAGUCUACCAUAGUCUGUUUUAAGUCAUUUCAAAGCUAGUCAAACUUUGUACUUAAGAUUUGUAAGGAUCCUCUUUUUGGGAAAGCCUCACUUCCUUUCUAGGCCUAUAUAACCUAAGGUCCUUACUCUUUAGUUGAAUCAUUUUUUUCUACUAUGAGAACCUUUCCCUCUUGCUUGUGAAUUCAAGCACCCUCUUAUAGAUUCAAGGGUAAAAGACUUCAAAUCUGUAAAUUCAGAGGUUGAUUUCUUCCCUAAGAUUGAAACUUUGUGGAUUCAAGUCCAGAUCUUAUUUAUCUUCCAUGUUACUAUUGCAUUAUAG